CAUCAGCAUCAGCAUCAGCAUCGCCAUCGCCAUCGCCAUCGCCAUCGCCAUCGGCAUUGCUGCUCAGCCAAAGUGCAUACUCAAUCUGCUCCUGCGGGUCCAGCCCCAAUCCGCCAAAGCGGUCGUCCAGGUAGCUCUGCUCCUCCGCCCACCGCAUGCGCCGACCGCGCUCCUCCUCGGACUCGACCCGCAAUGCGCUAAGCUCAUCGGCCAGCUCGCGCGCACCCUGCACGCGCGCCGACACUGCGCCCGCACAACCGCGGCGCUGCCUAUUGCGCGACCGGCCACCAGCCACCGCGGGAGGUGGCUCGGUAACGUGGCAUGCGUGGAUAUGGGUGCCGCUGGCCACCAGCAGGCGGUCAUUGGUGAGUGCCAAGUGUGGGACCAGGGUCGGGAACCCGCGCACGGGCAGGUCCGGGUCAAUCUGCGCCCAGGUAAAGUACCCCAGCACCUGGUCCACGGCCGCUGCACCCAUGUUUUCCGUGCGGUCCAGGCGGUCGCCCGUUUGCUCGGCCACCUGGCGCGCCCACUGCUCCGCCGUGCGUGCCCCCAGCGCCUGGGCUAGCCGCACGGCCACCUGCACGUGGUGCUCUUGCUGGAGCAGCGGCGACCGCACGGCGUGGUGCCACUGCGCCAGGGCGCUGCUGCGGCCGCCCGACCGGCACCGCAGGGACGAGAGCCGCUGGCCGGUGAGCGGCUCCAGAACCGCCACCUGGCCGUCGCGCGCUGCCGAAACCACCACGGCGGCGCUGCUCUGGACCGACGAGACUGCCAGCCGAUGCAGGUGCGGCCACGCGUGGAUGGCCGGCGACCCAGAGCCCGCGCCAAAGUCAAACAUCAUCAGGCUGCCGGCGGCAUCGCCAAUGAGGAGCAGCUGUGUGGCCGACGAUGCGCUGGCGGCGGCGGCAGCAGCGGCGGGGGGCGGUGGGAUGCGCAGCGUUGGCGUGGUCGGCGGUACGCCGGGCUCCGACGCGCUGCCUCCUGGCGAGGCCGGCGGCGAGGGCGUGCCCCACCGCGGCGGCCGCGAGAUUCCCGGCACGCGGCCGGCCGGCACGGCAAAGUCUACGGACGCAGCCGUCAGUGGCGCCGCAGCCGGCGGCAGCGGCACGGCAAAGCGCGCGAGCACCGCGCCGCUGCGCGCAUCCACGCGCCAAACGCCGCCGCGCUCGGUCGCCAAGCAGAACACGGGCGCCAGCGGAUCACCAGCGAGCAUGACCACAGGCCCGGCGGCCGCGCCCAGGGCCACGCGCACGGGCCCAGGCGCCUCGGGCCCAGCCUCCAGGUCCCACAGCAGCAGCGCCGCCGCCGAGGCCGCCGCCACAAAGCGCACGCCCGCGGCCCACGCCACAGCCACCAGUGGCCGCCGAUCGCCGGCGCUCAGCUCCCGGUGGUGCGCGCCCGUGUGGUCCCACCACAGGCGCACGCACCCGAGCGCGUCUGCGCCGGCCACCAGCAGCGCAUCCGGAACAUCAUACCUGCUGCGCCAGUCCGCGCCCUGCGCCAGCGCGUCCGCGCACCCGGCGACCGCCAGCACUGGCGCGGUGCCGGUGCGCAUCUGCCGCACGAUCGCGCGCGCGCGGCCCUGCGGCGUCAAAUGCACGGCGGCGCCGCUGCCAUCAGCCAUCCCCCACACAACACCAUCGACGCGCGUCGCCACGCUGCUCCCGCGGCCGCCGCACACCACCGGCGCCAGCAUCCGGCCCGAUCGCGCAUCCACCAGCAUCGCCGCCGCCGCGCCUACGCUUACGGCCAGCGCCCACGUGCUGCCGCCCACAAUGCGGUCGACCAUCCCGGUGCGCGCGCAGUAUUCCAGCCGCUGGUGGUGCCGCGUGCCGAGCCAGCGCCGCCGCAGCCGCAGACGCUGCGUGAACUCUUGGCGCCAGCUGGUGGCGGAGAUGCGCGAGAAUGGGAGCUGCGUGAAUUCCUGGGCUAGGGCGCGUCGCCAGCUGCCGUCGUCUGUCACCACCCGCCGCCAUCGCCGACUGACUGCCCCGGCGCGUUCCAGAGCGGCGGCUGUGAGGUUUGAUAGGAUUAGCGCAAGGAGCUCGUCUGGGACUGCGUCGAACGGCGACUGGCUGUGGCUCAUUUUAGUUUAAUUGAAUUGGAAAGGCCUUAUGCGGAAUUCUAGCGGAAUUCUAAGGGUUUUUAUCGCGGAAUUCGUAAAAUAAAUCAAUAAAUGAAUAAAAGAUUGAAUUCCGCUGUGGAGACCAGUGCAGAUUUGUAGCCAAAAGCUCCAAGUUGCUGCGGCAACGAAGAUAUUUUCAAUUAUCAAUUUUUACAUUACUGCUC
Messenger RNA from Kickxella alabastrina, 2289 nucleotides. RefSeq lists its product as uncharacterized. The annotation marks the transcript as partial. The record is from RefSeq and is a predicted model, not a curated record. The transcript has a single exon. NCBI's taxonomy places the organism in Eukaryota, Fungi, Kickxellomycota, Kickxellomycetes, Kickxellales, Kickxellaceae.